CGGCGUGAUUAUGGAAAGAGGCGGUGGAGAUACCGAUCAUACUUUCCAUGUUGACGACACUGAACUGCUGAAUGACAAAUUGGGAGAAACGCAUAUUUGUACAGACUGUUGCGAUGUACUAGAACGCAAUAGAAAUCUUUUAGAUCUACCAUGGGAUGACAUUCUUGUUGGACGCAUAAUUCCAUUUCUCAGCCUAUCCGAGAUAUUUCAACUACAGCUAGUCAGCAAAUUAUCACUACAACUGAUCAGACACUAUUUCUCAAAAUGUUCCAUAUUGGAUUUCUCAGAAGUUGCUCACAAAGUGAAAGAAGCCAUGUUCCAUCGUGCAGUGGAGAAUUCUGUAUGUUUAAGGGUACUGAUACUAAAAAACUGUAAAGAUUUUCUAAAAGAUGAAAACUUCAUACCAGUUGUAGAGCAGAACCCUCAGCUUCAGAAGAUUGACUUGACUGGAUGUUUGAGUCUGACAAGUCAGAGUAUACAGGCUAUUGCAAACAGUUGUCCAGCACUGCAUUACAUUUCUGUGCAUGGAUGCCACUGGGUGCAGGCUCCAGCUUUGGCUGUCCUCGCAAUGAACUGUGAGUGUCUACAAUAUGUUGACUUGACAAGCUGCUGGGAACUUGAUGAUGAAACUAUCUUGGUAUUAAUAAUAUCUCAUCCUGGACUGAAAUAUCUUUCUUUAGCAAAAAUAUAUGGCAUAACAAAUGUUGUAAUCGACAUGCUGGCAAGAACUUGUUCUGCUUUUGAACAUCUUAAUAUUCAGGGUUGUUGGAGGAUUACAAAUUCAGUCAUACG
Saccoglossus kowalevskii is the source of this 792-nucleotide messenger RNA. RefSeq lists its product as uncharacterized. Lineage: Eukaryota; Metazoa; Hemichordata; Enteropneusta; Harrimaniidae. The record is from RefSeq and is a predicted model, not a curated record.